UCUACUGGUGAGAGGUGGAGCCAACACAAAACAAAGAACUCAAGUUAGAUCAAGCACCAGAGGAGUCCUGUUCGUGUGUUAAAGAGCAACAGACGAGACUUGCAGUUCUUGGUCAUGGAUGACUUUGUCCGUAACAAAUUAACUGAAUGGGGUCUCAGCAAUCUCAUUAAGAAAUUUAAAGAUCAAGAAAUUGACGAGGAAAGUUUUUACGAUCUUGAUGAUAAAGAAAUUGAUAAACUCAUCACAAAGGCGGGACCAAGGAUAAAAUUCAAGAGACAAUUCACAUUGUUUAAGAAAGAAAAAAACACAACUUAUCAGGAAACAGUUGAUUCUUCUGCCCACGAGCAUGAAGAAGCUGUUUCUGCUCAGGUGUAUCCGUCCACCAGUGACACCAGUAAUAAAGAAAUACUGACUAAAGUGAAAAGCAUCAUGAGCUUUGUUAAGAAAAGACUACCGGCCCAAGAAAACAACCUCAACAGAUUCUUGAAGGUUAAAAUUGAUGAUUUGGAGACAGACAAGAGGGAGUUGGUCGGUGUAUUUGGUAGAACUGGGGCUGGAAAGAGCUCUUUGAUAAAUGCUGUCAUUGGAGAGAAGAAUCUCUUACCCACUGGAGAUGUCAGUGCAUGUACAUCAGUCAUGAUCAAAGUUGAGGCUAACAAGCAGAACAAAACCUAUCAGGCGGACAUUGAGUUCAUCCCAAAUGAGGAGUGGAAGGAUGAGUUGUUUCAGUUUCUUGGGGAUAAAGCAGAUCAGGAAGAUGACUAUUAUCCUGACUUUGUUGAAAAGCUGUCAGCGCUGUAUGGAGAAGAAAAGGAAAACAAAACCUCUGAAAUGCUCAUGGAGAAAAAAUAUUUCAAAGAAAUUCCGGAAUUUCUCGAAAACAAGAAGAAGAUUUUGACUUAUGAAUCAGCUGAAAAGCUAUCUGGAACACUUGUCAGAUUCACAAGACGUGACUUAGAAGACAGAGAAAGUAAAGUAAAGAGGUGGUACUGGCCACUGGUGAAGUGUGUGACUGUGAGGGUGCCUAAAAAUGAUCUUCUCCAGCAUGUCACACUUGUGGAUCUUCCUGGAAAUGGGGACCGUAACCAGAGCAGAGACAAGAUGUGGAAACAGUUAGUUGGAAGUUGUUCGACUGUGUGGAUUGUGACUGACAUUGAACGAGCAGCAGCAGAGACAGAAGCCUGGGAGAUCCUGGAAAAUGCCAGCAGCCUCAUGGGAAAUGGGGGCGAGUGUCAGCACAUUCACUUUAUCUGCGCCAGGUCUGAUGUGAAUCUUAAUGACCGUGAAGCUAUACUUAAAAGAAACACGAAAGCAAAGAAAGUAGUGAGCGAACAAUUCAGCCAACAAGAGACGAUCAAGAAACAAUUCAGUGAUGAAUAUUUGAAAGUUUUCACAGUGACCUCCAACGAGUUUCUAGAGAAAAAACUUCUAAACCCAGAUGAAACUGAAAUACCCAAACUUAAGGAAUUUCUGCAAAAACUCAAUGACUGUCACUCAGAGACAGUAAACUAUGUGUCUGGAGCUCAUGGGAUUCUCUCUCUGAUUCAAGGGGCCAGCCGUAGAAAAGGGGCUGGCAAAAACACAGAUGUGUGCACAGACCUUGACAAAAAGAUGAAGGAUGAACUUGAUAAAGUCAGAAAACCCAUGGAAGAGGCCUACGUGGCUUUUGAAAAAUGCCUCAGUGAGGGGGUUGAAAGAUCAAAACGUUCAUGUGAAAGUGUCUUGAAGUCGUUCUUACAUCCUAGAAAUAUGAAAGGUGGAGCUUUUCACAAGCCAUUGAAGUGUGUAGUUGAGAACGGUGGCACCCACAAACCAAAAAAAGGGAAAGAAAUGAAUCUCAAUGGAAAGUUAGCUUCAUGCCUGACUGACAGCAUUGACGAGGAAUUCAAGAAGACCUUCCCAAAUGAAAGAAAGUGUGGACCAUUUAACAAUGUCAUCAAUACGUUUUCACUUGACACAAAGAGUCUGAUUGAAAAGUACAAAGAUGUCGAACUGCAGCUGAUAUUUCUCAAGACAGAGGAAGACAAAAUUAAGACAGAACUCAACAAAAUGAUCCGGGAGCGUAAGAAAACGAUCUACAAGAGUUUCACCGAGACAAUUGGGGAAAACAUGCAAGAAGGCUAUAGCCAAGCAGCAGGGUUUUGUGGUGAGGGCUCGCUGAAAAACAUGAGGGACACGAUUGAGAAGCACGUACGUGCUGCAAAGAACAUCAUGUUUGAGAAGGCUAAAGAAAAAAUGUUGAACCAGCUGAGAGACUUGAGGGAAGAGAUCCUGGAGAAGCUGGAGAAAACAAUGCAGGAAUCAAUCGAGCUGUCACUCAAGACAGAUGGUGACUCAAUCCCAGAUGUUACAUGGCAGCUUAAGGAGGUGAAGGACUACUACAAUGAACUGUAGGCCCAGCAGCAGAGUCCAUGACGUGCACAGGUUUGCUCUGUGGAGAGAAACAGCAGAGGCCAGAUUACCCACUGAAGGUCCUGCAGACACACUGAUUACUGACAUCAGGCCUCUGGAUUUGGUCUCAACCAUUUUUGCUAUCCCUGUCCUCUUUAAAUGUUGUUUUGAUAUGUACUUUGAGUUUGCUUAUGGUGAAUUACAUGGUGAGAGAUUUUAGAUUUUCUAUUUUUGGUAGGACAUUUUUGAUUAUAGAUCAGAGACAGACAGAAAAUGUGGAGAGAGAGAGAGAGAGAGAGAGAGAGAGAGAGAGAGAGAGAGAGAGAGAGAGAGAGGGAGAGAAUGCAGCAAAUGUUCCCAAUAUGAUUUAAACCAUGGACAUUGUGGUUUUAAUGGUACACAUCUUAGCCACUAAGGCACUAACGUUUUGUUUUUAAUGAUUUAACAUGAUUAGAUUUUUUGUUCUCUUUGAAUAUAUUUUCAUGUUUUUUCCAUAAUUUUAUUUCAUUAGUAUUGGUCAAUUAGGAUGAGAGUGGUGAAAGUUUAAUGAUUUUAUGGGUGUGUAAUUUAAAUCAUAACCUUGAUUUCGGUACAUACUGUAGGUUAGAUUUGACAUAGGCUACUCAAAGAAUGAUGAUGAUCUUUUUUCCUCAAUGUUCAAAGACUAUAGUAUUGCUUACUGCAAAAUAAUGUUUUUAUGUCUUCAUAUAUGAGAAAGAGAGAGAACUAGAUGAUAGCAAUAAACCUGCUGGCUUCUCACGAUUCACUGUCCUUUUUUUUUUUUUAAUCUACACUAUUUCUAAAUGCUUAAAUAAUUGUAUAUGGUAUACUGCCCAAUAAACCUCAAUAAAGUUCACUUAUGAGUCAAAGUGUCA
Messenger RNA from Sander lucioperca (pikeperch), 3266 nucleotides. RefSeq names its product nuclear GTPase SLIP-GC-like. Gene Ontology annotation, molecular function: GTPase activity. NCBI's taxonomy places the organism in Eukaryota, Metazoa, Chordata, Actinopteri, Perciformes, Percidae. The record is from RefSeq and is a predicted model, not a curated record. The transcript has 24 exons. Bases 115 to 2394 code for a protein of 759 amino acids.